Penicillium salamii is the source of this 2040-nucleotide messenger RNA. The record is from the annotation of a GenBank genome assembly. Lineage: Eukaryota; Fungi; Ascomycota; Eurotiomycetes; Eurotiales; Aspergillaceae.
AUGGAAGGACGUGGUCUUACAUUGAGGAGCAAGUCUCGACGUCGGCGCCCUCAAAUCAGCGCUCCCAAACCGAUCUCCGGUCCUCUUCCCCCAAACACCAGGUCGCCAGAAGAGCCGGUCCCCACCCGUGAGCGGGCACCCCAGAGCGACGCAACAUCGGAUUUGGUUAAGCGGCGAUAUUCAACUCGAUUUGCCGCGCCCGAGUUUGAUGUCAAUGCUCCCCCUGUGCCCGCACUUCCAACCCAAGUACCUGGCGGACCAGGUGGGUUAGCACCCCCAUCGCUUCCGGGGCAGUCAACACCGGCAGAUCCGAAUUCGCCAGCGCCAACAGUUGAUCUCAAUGCUCUACGAGAUCCCAGUCUUCCAGUUGAUCGAUAUGUGGCCGGCCUCCUCGCAAAUGCGUCGGAGGAGGAGAUCCAAAAGUACCAAGAAAGCCUACGCAAGGUGAAAAAUCGCACAUCCACCGACUUGCAACAGAAUGUGUACCAAAAUCGGACCCAAUUCAUUAAGAUCAGUAAAGAGGCAGAGAAGCUCAAGGACGAAAUGCGGACCCUUCGUACCCUCAUGGCGGAACUGACCACGGCUCUCGGACAAACAAGUGUCGGAAACACGCCCAAUCCAAUGUCUCCAAUGGAAGACUCGUUCCCGAAACGCAACGCCAAUCGCAGCUCAGUGGCCAACCUUGAGAGCAUGUGGAGCGUACAACUACAAACAUUGUGGAAGACCGUGGAGGGGUCACAGAAAUGGCUACCAGCCGUUCCAGGACGACACAUCGUGUUGGAAACUGGUAAUUGGGUCGAGCUGGACUCGGCCACUUGGAAACCAAGACGUGUCGUUCAUAUUGUUUUGCUGAAUGACCACCUGCUUGUGGCUUCCAAGAAACGGAUGCGUGUCGAACAAAGCAACUCUAAUCAACGAGGACCUGUUCCAACCAGGCUAGUUGCAGAGUCUUGCUGGCCUCUAAGCGAUAUCGACAUGAUUGACCUCGCGGCCAAUUUGGGGACUGGGAGUGCGCGCGAAGAAGCCAUGGACCGGGGAAUUGGCAGAUCACUAAGUAUCCGUGUGGGAUCCAAAUCUUUCACCUACCGCCAUGAGAGCACAUCGGCCAAGCAGGAAUUACUUGCAACUUUCCGCAAGACUGUUGAAGACCUGCGCCGAACUAUGCGAACGGAAACGGAAGCCGCUAGCAAGCCCCUUGAAGCAUACGGAUACCUCGCCAAUAGGCAUCAUUCCCAUACAAAAAAGCGAGAGUCUUUGGAUCUGAAUGAUACCCCGCGUGACAAGUCCGAUCUACGCAUUGACGUGGAUGGGAAACAACAAAACCUUCGAUGGGUUGAAGGGCAGGUUGACGAGCUUGAUAUUGAUAUCGCUUUGCAGCGAUUUGAAGCAUCCGUGUAUAGCAUUGAGCGGUUACGCAAACUAGCCAAGGGGCUUAAGGGCAACAGCAUCGCACAAGACGUUAUCAAUGUCAAGGUUGAUGGGCGCGCAACACGACUGGCUGGUAUUCUUUCACGGGCAUUGGUGGACAAACAGUCCUUCCCGACGGCCACCAAGACUCAUGUCACCUGGUUGGCCCGGCUAGGGUUUGAAGACCAGGCGCGAGAGACAUACCUGAAGGCACGAUCGGACGUUAUUGCUCAACGCAUCAGAGCCUGUAUCUUUGAAGGUGAUUUGCCUCUCUACAUCUUCCAGAUCUCUUACGUCUACUUCACUCUUAUCAAGAACACCAUUGGCAUAUAUCAACAAUGUUUCCCUAGCGCAAUGAGCAGUUCAUGCAUUCGCUGGGCUAAACACCACCUUGACGGGUUCAAUUCCCUGCUCAACCGACAACUCAGUAGCGUUCAACGCGGUACAUCUGUCUGGCAGAAGUGCCUUGACCUUGUGCAUGAACAUGCCGCUUUGCUGAUGGAAGUUGGGGUGGAUUUCACCGAUUUGGUGGCUCGUGGGUUAGAAGAAAACCCCGAAGGCUCCUUGGAUGGGCCACGUACUGUCCAGCCCGGCGAGUUGGCACCAACCCCAUCGCCGGCGGACAUGCUGUGA